UAUUACAUGGUUAAGAAACUCUUAGAGGAGAACAGCUCAGGCGAAAUGAACAUAAACUGUGUGGAUGUGCUCGGACGAAAUGCUGUUACCAUAACCAUUGAAAAUGAAAACCUGGACAUACUACAGCUUCUUUUGGAUUAUGGCUGCCAGUCAUCGGAUGCACUUUUGGUGGCUAUUGACUCAGAAGUGGUGGGAGCUGUUGACAUUCUACUUAAUCACCGACCAAAAAGAUCCUCCAGACCAACUAUUAAACUAAUGGAACGCAUUCAGAACCCAGAGUACUCGACAACCAUGGAUGUGGCACCUGUCAUUCUAGCUGCUCAUCGUAACAACUAUGAAAUUCUCACCAUGCUAUUAAAGCAAGAUAUAUCAUUACCCAAGCCUCAUGCUGUAGGCUGUGAAUGCACGCUCUGUACUGCAAAGAACAAAAAAGAUAGUCUUCGACAUUCCAGGUUUCGUCUUGACAUUUACCGGUGUUUGGCCAGUCCUGCUUUAAUCAUGUUGACAGAGGAGGAUCCAAUCCUGCGAGCUUUUGAACUUAGUGCAGACUUAAAAGAAUUAAGCCUUGUUGAGGUUGAAUUCAGAAAUGAUUAUGAGGAGCUAGCUCAACAGUGCAAAACCUUUGCUAAAGAUUUGCUUGCACAAGCACGGAACUCGCGGGAGCUGGAAGUUAUUCUGAAUCACACAUCUAGCGAUGAACAUGUAGACAAGCGAGGAUUGUUGGAAGAGAGGAUGAACUUAAGUCGCUUAAAACUUGCAAUCAAGUAUAAUCAAAAAGAG
This is a messenger RNA of Leptosomus discolor (cuckoo roller), 780 nucleotides long. The record is from RefSeq and is a predicted model, not a curated record. NCBI's taxonomy places the organism in Eukaryota, Metazoa, Chordata, Aves, Leptosomiformes, Leptosomidae.